Messenger RNA from Phalacrocorax carbo (great cormorant), 840 nucleotides. The record is from RefSeq and is a predicted model, not a curated record. Lineage: Eukaryota; Metazoa; Chordata; Aves; Suliformes; Phalacrocoracidae.
AUGGCUGCCCAACGCCUUUGUCUCCUGCUUUUCACCUGCCUGCUGGCCCUGGCAGCAUCUCUGCCUGCCUUUGACAUAAAAAACUUGCAUCUCCUCAAUGGCACGCUGGAUGAAAUCAUGAAUGUUCCCCCAGAGUCCUCCCAGCUUGAUAAUGGUGGCGAAAAUGUUCGACAGGUCAGAGACGUUGCCCCCCACCCACUGGCAGGCCGUGGUUGGCCAAAGGACUGCAGUGAGAUCCCUGCUGGCAGCCACAGUGGUGUCUACAUCAUCCAGCCAAAAGGGCUCCACCACCUCGUUGUGUACUGUGAAAUGAAUGUGACAAAUGGGGGCUGGACAGUCAUCCAGAGAAACCAGAAAGAGACACUGGUCACCUGGGCCGAGUCCUGGAGCACCUACAAGUACGGCUUUGGGAACGUGCGCAGCGAGUACUGGCUGGGCACUGAGUACAUUCAUCAGAUCGCCAAGCAGAAGGUCUACCAGGUCAGGUUUGUCAUCCAGGACUCCACAGACAACAUCAAUUUUGCAGACUACAACCUCUUCAGUGUGGAAGAUGAGUCCCACGGCUACCGGCUGAGGCUGGGCUCCUACACAGGGACAGCAGGGGAUGCUAUGACCUCAGACAAUCCCAACACCAUGCAUGACAACAUGAAGUUCUCCACAAAAGAUCGUGAUCAAGACACUUACAGUAAGAACUGUGCCUAUAGCUAUGAGGGCGGGUGGUGGUACUCAGCAUGUUAUUCUGUGCGGCUGAAUUUCAAGGGCAGCAUGACAUGGGGCAACCUGUGCAAAGGGAACUGCAAAUCCUCCCUUAUCCUCAUCAAACCAGCUUCAUAUUGUUAG